AUGGAACUGAAGGUCAGCGGUGUCAUCAAACCCGAUCCGAUUCGUUUCAUGAUCAAUGUGGGCCGCUCCAUGGAAAAUAUUGCGCUGCACUUUAACCCACGCUUCAACAUUUAUGGGGACGUCCGCACCAUAGUCAUGAACUCGAAGGAGGGCAACUCCUGGAAAGAAGAGCAGAGGGAUGGAAACUUCCCCUUCGAGGCAGGGAAGGAGUUUGAGGUGACCAUUGUCUUCAACUUUGACACUUUCGACAUUUAUCUAGCGAACGGCGACAAGUUGCAGUUCCCCAACCGUCUGGGUGACAAGAAAUACAAAUACAUAUACUUUGGUGGAGAUGCCACAAUCCAACGCAUAACUGUGGAACCAUCUACAAAACCAACCAAGAGAUAG
Molecule: messenger RNA, 387 nt
Organism: Conger conger (European conger)
Lineage: Eukaryota; Metazoa; Chordata; Actinopteri; Anguilliformes; Congridae
Product: galactose-binding lectin l-1-like
Exons: 3
Coding region: 1-387 (128 amino acids)
Molecular function (GO): laminin binding; carbohydrate binding; galactoside binding
Source: RefSeq, a predicted model, not a curated record